AUGUUAUCCGUGAUGGAGAAGAAUGCGAAACGGGUAACGGACCGCAGCGGCGCGGUCACCGUUCCCGUAGCGCGGGCCGCGUCCGACCGCCAAACCGCCGACAUGUGGCGGAAACCGUUAGGAACGAGUAUCGCAGCGCAACAUUACCGGGCGUCCGUGGCUACGUGGCACUGGAAGCGCAAAGGGACCGUUCAACAGCGCAAAGGGAACGUGUCGCCGUCGGAGACCACCGGCCCCAGGAUGGCCGCGACCGACUCGAAAAGCUCGGAACGGCGGCAGCCUGAGGACGGCGAAGGCGCCAAAUCGCAAGACGCUGGCCAGGAUCGGGUGUUGAACACCGUUGAGCUCGGUCACGACGGCGACGAUAACACGGUGGACCGGCAUACCGUGGCAGGUACGGACGCAGCGGCUUUACCGUACAAUAGCGACGAUGGCAUCAGAGCCGACCAGCUGACGAACAAAAUCAAUAUAUUGCUUAAAUACAGAUGA
Molecule: messenger RNA, 489 nt
Organism: Cinara cedri
Lineage: Eukaryota; Metazoa; Arthropoda; Insecta; Hemiptera; Aphididae
Source: the annotation of a GenBank genome assembly